Molecule: messenger RNA, 1446 nt
Organism: Williopsis jadinii
Lineage: Eukaryota; Fungi; Ascomycota; Saccharomycetes; Phaffomycetales; Wickerhamomycetaceae
Gene: CDH1
Product: Cdh1p
Exons: 1
Coding region: 1-1446 (481 amino acids)
Biological process (GO): positive regulation of anaphase-promoting complex-dependent catabolic process; positive regulation of ubiquitin protein ligase activity; anaphase-promoting complex-dependent catabolic process
Cellular component (GO): anaphase-promoting complex
Molecular function (GO): protein binding; ubiquitin ligase activator activity; anaphase-promoting complex binding
Source: RefSeq, a predicted model, not a curated record
AUGGCUAGCUUCGGAAUGCAAUCGCCUAGAAGGAAGAAAGUUGUCUAUAGUGAUAGAUACAUCCCCAGCAGAAGUGGCGUUGACUUGCAAGCAGCCUUCAGUCUAAGCCAAACAGACGACCUGUCUGCCUGUCCCUCAAAUAACAAUGAGGCCAUGGAUCUCGAUCAACGGAAAGAACAAGAAGCCAACAGAACUUUCUCGACGGUGCUUAAGAAUGAGCUCUUUGGGGACAAUAUAAACCUGGCUGGAACUUCAAAUAAGCCGACGGAUCAGAUAACACCACCGAGGUCAUCGUCAGAUAACGGUUCGACAUCCGCAUCAGAGAGAACCCCAAGACAGGCUACCAACUUCUUCUCGUACCAGUCGCCAAACAGAAGCAGACCAACUUCCACCUCCAUUGAAAAUGAUAUAUAUUCUUUGUCGCCUGUACGGGUUGACUCGCAAAGGCUACUCCUCUCGCCCACAAAGAAGCCCAGAUCUAUUGCUAAAGUGCCCUACCGUGUGCUCGAUGCGCCGGAACUUGUUGAUGAUUUCUACUUGAACCUUCUCGACUGGGGUUCUCAAGACGUCCUAGGUGUAGGGCUUGGCUCAUCUGUCUAUCUGUGGAAUGCAUCAUCAGGUUCGGUGGACAAGCUCUGUGACUUGGGAGAUAGUGAUAAAAUCACAAGCUUAUCGUGGAUCGGAACGGGUACACACUUGGCUGUUGGAACAAACACGGGGUUAGUCCAAAUAUGGGAUGCACAGACGUCUAAGUGUACGAGGACAAUGACUGGUCAUACUCAACGUGCGUCUUCACUGGCAUGGAAUGAGCAUAUUUUAACAUCGGGCUCCAAAGAUAAAACGAUAUUACACAGAGAUGUCAGACAGCCGGAACACUAUAUGAAGAAGCUUACCCAUCACAAACAAGAAGUGUGCGGGUUGAAGUGGAACGUUGAAGAAAACAAGUUGGCAUCUGGUGGUAACGAUAACAAGUUGUACGUAUGGGAUGGUUUGAAUGAUACUCCGUUACAUAGGUUUGAGCACAACGCUGCCAUAAAGGCAAUUAGUUGGUCACCACAUCAGAGGGGUAUUUUGGCAUCUGGAGGUGGCACUACGGAUCGUCGUAUAAAGAUUUGGAACACUCUCAACGGUAACAAGUUGAGUGACAUCGACACUGGAUCCCAAGUUUGCAAUUUGUGCUGGUCAAUAAAUUCUGUGGAACUAGUGUCUACUCAUGGAUAUUCCAGAAACCAAGUGAUGAUUUGGAAGUACCCACAGAUGUCACAGGUGGCAUCUCUAACGGGACAUACUUACCGAGUCCUCUACUUAUCGCUCAGUCCUGACGGUCAGACCAUUGUUACCGGAUCUGGUGAUGAAACCCUUCGAUUCUGGAACGUGUUCGAUAAGAAUAAGAACGAGUCGGGGCCUCAAUCUGUCUUGCUGGAUGCAUUCACACAGUUACGUUAA